AUGAAGACUUCUGCCAUUCUCUGCGCUGCCCUGGCCACCACGGCCUUGGCCCAGCCUCAUUUCAACGGCAACAAGCGCCGUCACGUCCACAACAAGCAUGCCAAGCGCGCCCUGGUCACCGAAUGGGUCACGGAGACCGCCUACGUUACUGAGUACUAUGAUGCGACCAGUACCGUCUGGGUCACCCCUGGUGCCGAGUCUGAGGAGCCUGAGCCUUCCAACACCAAGGACGCCCAGUUUUUCGAGCCCGAGAAGCCUACUGUUGCUCAGCCCACCACCACCGCCGCGCCGCCUGCUCCCGAGCCUAAGGUUCCUGAGCCCAAGGCUCCUGAGCCCGAGAAGCAGGAGCCCGAGGAGCAGGAGCCCCAGCCUCAGCCUAUCGCCCAGCCGGAGACAACUACCACCUACCAGGCCACCCCUCCUCCUCCCACCACCCCCACUCCCACUCCACUCCUACCCCUGAGCCCACGCCCGAGCCCGUCACGGAGGAGCCCACCGAGGAGCCUGCUCCUGAGUCCCCGGCCGAGGGGUCCAAGAGCUCCGACAGCGUCCAACGGCAACCCCAUGUGCGGUCAGACCAUCACCGUCAGCGCCAACGGCAAGGAAGUUGUUUGCACCGUCCGCGACAAGUGCAUGGGCUGCGAGCCCGAGGCCAUCGACGUGUCCAAGGCCGCCUUCCUCGAGCUCUUCGGCUCGCUGACUGCCGGUCGCACUGAGGUCAAGUGGUGGUUCAACUAA
Molecule: messenger RNA, 738 nt
Organism: Verticillium dahliae VdLs.17
Lineage: Eukaryota; Fungi; Ascomycota; Sordariomycetes; Glomerellales; Plectosphaerellaceae
Exons: 2
Coding region: 1-738 (245 amino acids)
Source: RefSeq, a predicted model, not a curated record